Molecule: messenger RNA, 1517 nt
Organism: Umbelopsis ramanniana AG
Lineage: Eukaryota; Fungi; Mucoromycota; Umbelopsidomycetes; Umbelopsidales; Umbelopsidaceae
Exons: 3
Coding region: 140-1405 (421 amino acids)
Biological process (GO): regulation of DNA-templated transcription
Cellular component (GO): nucleus
Molecular function (GO): DNA-binding transcription factor activity, RNA polymerase II-specific; RNA polymerase II cis-regulatory region sequence-specific DNA binding
Source: RefSeq, a predicted model, not a curated record
GGCUUGGGUGAGGCUUGGUUCUUCGUUCGCUCUUCUUUGACUGUUCCCAAAAAGACUCCGUUCACCUCAAGCGACUAGCACAGCAGAAUAAGGAAAUAACACACGAAACCCUACUUCGUUUUACUGCUGCCGACUCGACAUGGCUCGCGUCCAUCUUUUUACAUCACAUCACUCGGCGCCUGGGGACCAUAAACACAACCAGCCCGACAAAGCGUUUGCUGCUCUAAGUGCUCAAGAGCAGUCCACCAUAGCCCACACGCAUAAAGAAGCCUCGGACGAACCACAUACUCUCGAUGUCACGGCAGUUGCUUCUCCCAGUACCACGGAUGAACAAGGCGAUGAAAAAUCAACUUCAAAAGAGCCAAUCAAGCUUUCUCAGUUGCCUACGUCGAGCGCCGCCCUGACAGCUGCCUUGCUACAAGAUGCAAGCAGUAUGGACGUUGUCGGCUCACUGGCAGCCGCUCUUUCGGGGAAACAAGGGGUAGAAAAGGAUGGUGACAAACCCGCUGAAAAAACCGAAUCAGACGCUAAACCUGUAGAAGAAGACAAAAAGGCGCCAACCGGAAAUGGAGAAAGCUCGGAACUGAUGGAGCAAGCUGCCGCAGCCACGGCAUUACAGCUGCUGGGUCUAUCGCAAACCGAAGGACAGAAAGGCAAAAGCACAUCACCAUCCGACGACAAUGAAAAAACAUCUAGCCCCGAAAGUACACCAAUGCAGGUGGACGACGAUAACACCGAUAGCAAUGAAGCAUCGAACGUUACAGACGCCAUGUUACUUGCCAGUUAUCCCGGAUUAUCAAGCAGUGAGGCGUUGGAACUCAGUAACAGCAGCAGUAAUCUGGAUAAUAUGAGUGACGAUGGCAGUGUCGGCAAACGUGGAAGCUGGACAAAAGAAGAAGAUGAAUUACUGUUGCAGGGCAUCAAGCGAUUCGGCUAUGGCAAAUGGAAGGAAAUAGCCAUGACGAUUCCGGGACGGAAGGGAAAACAACUGAAACAGCGUUGGGAUAAUUCACUUGCGGCAAAAUAUGUCGACCAAGGAAUGCUUCCAGCCAAAGCCAAGUCUGAGAUCUUGCCUGGUGAGGAAACGCAUCAUUCCACAACACUUCCGGAAGAUCAUCCGCAAUCGACUUCUGCGGAGUCAAAAACUUACAAGUUGCUGGAUACCGAGUGGAGUGAAUUAGCACAAAAGCUGACUGAACGGUUACGAACCUCGCAUCAUGAAGGCGCCGAGCAAUCGCUUAGUCUACUCAACGAUGUCGCUUCCCAAUUGGCUCGAUCUUCCCAAAGCCUUCCCUUCCCUGAUGCCACCGCUCUCGCCAUGUAUGCGCAACAAUUGCAAACUGGACACCAGGAAGCCCCAACGAAUCAGCCAUCAAUGCUGCUGCUGCAGCCGUGGCUGCUGUAGCAUCGUCAAAUAACAACGAUUCUCAUCUCGAAAAUGGCCAGCAUCUUGGUGAUUUGGAUCACCACCACCCUGGUUUGAAGCGAAAGCGUUCUGAUCCAUCCUUAGCUCAGAC